This is a messenger RNA of Mus musculus (house mouse), 1621 nucleotides long. RefSeq names its product heat shock protein, alpha-crystallin-related, B6 (gene Hspb6). The transcript has 3 exons. Gene Ontology annotation, biological process: negative regulation of cardiac muscle cell apoptotic process; protein folding; positive regulation of angiogenesis. The record is from RefSeq and is marked validated. Gene Ontology annotation, cellular component: nuclear speck; cytoplasm; extracellular region. NCBI's taxonomy places the organism in Eukaryota, Metazoa, Chordata, Mammalia, Rodentia, Muridae. Gene Ontology annotation, molecular function: protein folding chaperone; protein homodimerization activity; protein-folding chaperone binding. The coding region runs from base 503 to 814 and encodes 103 amino acids.
AGUCCUUAUUUCUAACCGCCAGGAUACCUGUUGGAGCGAAGGCCUGACUCCAGCCUAGCUACUAUUGCAGGGCUAACCCGAGACGUCUGUCUUUACUUUGACUGCUAUCCCGUCCUGAUGGUCACCUUAACCACUUUCCUCUUGAGCAGCUGGCCGUACUCCUUGCCAGGCCCGGGCUCCUGGCCCAGGUAGUGGGAUCAAAACGAGCUAUUUCGGGCCCCGGCGCGCAGCCCCCGGGGGCCAACCUGGAGUGUUCAUGCUCAUGCCCCCUGGCCGCUGAGCACCCCAGGCUGAGUCAGAGGCACAGAAUUAGGCCCGACCUACUCUGGGGUAGGGUCUGUUCUGUGUCCUCCUGACUGCCUGGCAUGGGUGCAGCAUUCUCCAGGAGUCUGUUACUAAGACUGAUGCGUCAUCCUCAGAGCUGCCAGCCUGGCGGAGAUGGAUUAAGAGGACUGAGAACUCUUUGGGGGACUAAUCGGGACCCAGGGUCCCAACUGCCACAAUGAUUGCCACACCUAUAAGGGUGUCCACGGACUCUGGGUAUUUUUCCGUGCUGCUGGAUGUGAAGCACUUCUUGCCAGAGGAAAUCUCUGUCAAGGUGGUUGACGACCAUGUGGAGGUCCAUGCUCGGCACGAGGAGCGCCCGGAUGAACACGGAUUCAUUGCUCGAGAGUUCCACCGCCGAUACCGCCUGCCUCCUGGUGUGGACCCUGCUGCUGUGACCUCAGCACUGUCUCCUGAGGGUGUCCUGUCCAUCCAGGCCACACCAGCGUCGGCCCAGGCCCAACUUCCGUCACCACCUGCUGCCAAGUAGGGGUCCCAGCUGCACAGGACCGAACCCAGGAAGCCUCUUUAGGCUCUCUUUUAAAAGCCGAUCUGACUCCACUGCCCAGCCAGAUGUCCCAAUCGCCGUCAAGACAGCCUUUCCCAACCACACCUAGAUGUCCUUCGGAGACCUUUCCACCCCUAAGCCUACCUGAGCCCUAGUAACCUAGACAGCCUCCCUAAGCCCUCUCCCAGCUUUCCGGCCCGACCCAGGACACCUCUCUAGGGACGCUACUGUCACCCCUCAGUCAAGGCUCCCAUCAAAUUGACCCCACUUUGGGCUUCUAUCACCACGCAGGCCUCCUACCGCACUUGUAACCUGUGUAGAAUACCCCAAGGUGACACCAGAGUACAGUGUAGUCACCUAAUUCUCCACAUGGAGAAACUGCAUGGGCUUUCCACAUCAGAACAUCCAAGCCUAGUCCACCAGUCCUACCCACUAGUCCUGUUCUUGUAACAUAAUGCUCCUCUGCCCAGCCCACUUUCAGACUUAAAACUCCAGGCACCUAAAUUCUUGAAUACUAUUCUGACUUCCAAUUCUUGGGAAAACUAUUCCCAACUAACCAGGAACCCCAAACUCAAACUGUAUGGACACUUCAACUUCUCCAGAUGUGCUAGGCCAAUGAACAAGAACCCUUGAGUUCCUCUGUCCUGGCUGCCCAUCUGCAGCCAGAUGUCUUAGGGAGCCUCCUUCACAUCUGCCAUUCUCUAAGGUCACACCUUCACUGCCAACAUUUCCCAUCUCCGCAGGCCUUCCUACCAUCAGUCCCCAAUAAAUGCACUUGAGAUUUGUCAA